CCUUGUUGUAACGGACUCGAAACAGAUUCAAAAAUUAAAACGCUGUUCGCCAGCGCAGAGUCCGCCGAAUAUUCCAGAAAUACACAGAGAGAGAGAGAGAGAGAGAGAGAGAGAGAGAGAGAGAGAGAGAGUGUGUGUGUGUGUGUGAGGCCUUGGCAUCCACAAAAGGCCGCGCGCAGAGAAACAGAAGCGUCGUUGUUUCGGAGGAGGAAGAAUGGCGGAUCAGUACUUGCUCGGAUGGAUCUUCGCCACCGUGCUGGGCGCCAUGUUUCUGUGCAGAGCGCUGGCGAGGAGGAACGGCGAGAGAGGGAGAGCUUUGGUGGAGGAGGAGAGGAGCGAGUGCGUGAAGAGCGUGAUGGUCUCCAACGGAGAAUGCAGAUCCACUGACGGCGACGUCGACGUCAUCAUCGUCGGAGCUGGUGUUGCCGGCGCCGCUCUCGCUCACACUCUCGGCAAGGAUGGACGUCGGGUGCAUGUGAUUGAACGAGACUUGACAGAGCCUGACCGAAUUGUUGGCGAGCUGCUACAACCUGGAGGCUACCUCAAAUUAAUUGAGCUGGGACUAGAAGAUUGUGUGGAGCAAAUUGAUGCUCAGCGGGUUUUUGGAUAUGCUCUUUUCAAGGAUGGGAAAAAUACUAAACUUUCUUACCCCUUGGAGAAAUUUCACUCAGAUGUGUCUGGAAGGAGCUUUCACAAUGGCCGUUUCAUACAGAGGAUGCGGGAGAAGGCUGCAACUCUUCCCAAUGUUCGAUUGGAGCAAGGAACAGUUACUUCGCUACUUGAAGAAAAGGGAACAAUUAAAGGUGUGCAAUACAAGACUAAAACUGGCGAAGAGAUGACCGCAUAUGCACCUCUUACUAUUGUUUGUGAUGGCUGUUUCUCCAACUUGCGUCGCUCUCUUUGUGAUCCUAAGGUGGAUGUGCCUUCUUGUUUUGUUGGGUUGAUCCUGGAGAAUUGCAAUCUUCCACAUGCUAAUCACGGACAUGUUAUAUUAGCAGACCCUUCUCCUAUUUUGUUCUAUCAAAUCAGUAGCACGGAGGUUCGCUGUCUGGUUGAUGUACCGGGACAAAAAGUUCCCUCCAUUUCAAAUGGUGAAAUGGCAAAGUAUUUGAAGACUGUGGUGGCUCCCCAGAUUCCCCCUCAAAUUUAUGAUUCCUUCAUAGCUGCAGUGGAUAAGGGUACCAUAAGGACAAUGCCGAACAGAAGCAUGCCUGCCGCUCCCUACCCUACUCCUGGAGCUCUACUGAUGGGGGAUGCAUUCAACAUGCGCCACCCUCUAACAGGCGGAGGAAUGACUGUGGCCUUGUCUGAUAUUGUUGUGCUGCGGAAUCUUCUUAGGCCUUUGGGCAACCUAAAUGAUCCAUCUACACUGUCCAAAUAUCUUGAAUCCUUCUACACUCUCCGCAAGCCAGUGGCAUCCACGAUAAAUACAUUGGCUGGUGCCCUUUACAAGGUCUUUUCUUCUUCACCUGAUCAAGCAAGGAAGGAAAUGCGCCAGGCAUGCUUUGACUAUCUAAGUCUCGGAGGUGUAUUCUCUAUGGGACCAGUCUCUCUACUCUCGGGCUUGAACCCUCGCCCUUCGAGUUUGGUUCUCCAUUUCUUCGCUGUCGCAGUGUAUGGUGUUGGUCGUCUUUUGCUGCCAUUUCCAUCACCUAAACGUGCCUGGAUUGGAGCCAGAUUAAUUUCGAGUGCCUCAGGAAUCAUCUUCCCCAUAAUCAAGGCAGAAGGAGUUAGACAAAUGUUUUUCCCUGCAACUGUUCCGGCAUAUUACAGAGCGCCUGUCUUAAGCGAGAAGCAGAUGAAGAAGACCAGUAGAUUGCGUAAAUUGAUGGUACCGAGAAAACAGCACUGUCGGGAGAGGAUUUUCCGAUGCGGACUGCCCCCGGCCAUUCCUCAUUAAAAGUCGAGGGGGAGGUUAAUGCCAAAAACAGAAAGAUUUAUUGUGGUAACCGCAGAUUUUGCUUUUUAGGACUCUUCUUUCUUUGUGUUCAGUGUUUAAAACAGCAUGAAAUUGGGGAUAUUUCGAAGAGACAAGGAUUGAUAUGAAAAUUGGGGUGACAUUCUAUAUCGACGAGAUAUAGCAAAAUCAAUGUGUAUCGAAAAUAUUUAUUGAUUUCAUUACAAAAAUUUUGCCGAAAUCUAUUCUAGAUUUCAAACUUUA
This is a messenger RNA of Pyrus x bretschneideri (Chinese white pear), 2161 nucleotides long. Its product is annotated as squalene monooxygenase SE1-like. The transcript has 8 exons. Bases 215 to 1900 code for a protein of 561 amino acids. Gene Ontology annotation, cellular component: endoplasmic reticulum; membrane. Gene Ontology annotation, molecular function: flavin adenine dinucleotide binding; squalene monooxygenase activity. Gene Ontology annotation, biological process: sterol biosynthetic process. The record is from RefSeq and is a predicted model, not a curated record. Lineage: Eukaryota; Viridiplantae; Streptophyta; Magnoliopsida; Rosales; Rosaceae.